Messenger RNA from Elgaria multicarinata webbii, 1106 nucleotides. Its product is annotated as GRAM domain-containing protein 2A-like. The record is from RefSeq and is a predicted model, not a curated record. The transcript is spliced from 13 exons. Lineage: Eukaryota; Metazoa; Chordata; Lepidosauria; Squamata; Anguidae. Bases 4 to 1023 code for a protein of 339 amino acids.
CGGAUGGCGACGCUGGCAGUCGCCACGGGACCCAACAGCUUCAGCUUGGCCGAAAUCAGCUGCGGCUCUGAUGCAUCUGGAAAACACAGGAAGAGCAAGAAGAAGAUGGCAGAGCAGAAAAAAUCCCAGAGCUUGGAAGAACCUGUUGUGGCGUCCUGCAAUGGACACAAGCCACCCUUGUCCCGAUCCAAAACCUACGACCCGUGUUUCGGCAAAGAGACAGAGGAAGAAGCAACUUCUGUCCAGCAUAGGAACUCUGUCCCAAAUAUAUCCACUCUGAUGAAGCACGCUGUCAACUUCCACCGAGUGUUUAAAGAUCUCUCUGAAGAGGAGGAACUCUUGGAGACGUUCUCCUGUGCCUGGCAACGGGAGGUGCCUUAUCAUGGCCGCCUGUACAUCUCGCACAAUCACGUCUGCUUCUACUGUAGUAUGCUGAGGAGGGAGGUUAAGGUCGUCAUUCCGGUGCAAUCCAUCAGCGUCCUGAAGAAGGCCAACACAGCCUUGUUGGUACCCAACGCCAUCUGCAUCCGUACAGCCGAAGGAGAAAAGUUCCUUUUCGGAUCACUACGGUCACGGGAAAGCACUUACCAGCUGCUACGCUCAGUUUGUAAACACCUCCAGGAUGGAAUCCGGGACAGCAGCCUGACCAGUCCUUACAUCAGUUCAGACCAUCUUCUUAAGAUAUCCCUGCUCUCAAAGGAGUUGGAUUCAAAUCACACUCCGCCAGAGUAUGAAAUCCUCCCAGAGGAGCCAGAUGAGGUGGACGGGUCGCAGAAGUUCUCCGAAGCGCCAUUUGAGCCGCCGCAAAUGUCAACAAGCAGAGGCAGAGAGCGGGUCACGAAAUCACGGAGAAGCUGGGAGAUUCCACUGUGCCCCCUCAACACAGUCAUCCUUAUAUAUCUCUUCUUAGUUGUCGUCUUGCUUCUUUCUUCGGGCUACAUCGGUUUGCGUAUUGUCCAGCUGGAGGAAGAGCUGACCUCCAUGGGAGCCUGGCCGGAGCUGGAUGGGUAUAAGGCAACCUGAGAGCCAGGUGGGAUCCAGUCUUCCAUAUGCAGCCAAAUCUUCAACACCCAUCUUCAUACCUGCUGGUUGGACAUGUGAGAGAA